ACUUGUCCAGCUCCAGCUCACCACCCUCCCCUUUCCUCUUCUUUCCUUUUCCCACACGAGCAGCAACUCGCCUCUUCCUUGUCUUUCCUCCCAUUACUCCCCCCGCCCUCAAGGCCUCGCUCCCUUCAACAUCAUGCGGCGCUCCCGCGGGAACAGCAACACCAAUUCCCAGGCUUACAGUCGUGCGUUUCCCCUCAGACGCGGCAAGCGAGUCGUGCAGAAGCAGCCCUCGUACGAGAUCAUCGAAAACACGCCCCAUUCAGAGCUGCAGUUCUACGACAUCUAUCUUUCCUCUCUCCACACCAACAAUGACAGCCACGACAUCUCCGAUAACACCCAGAAUCCCCCUUACACCCAAGCCAUAUCGCUGAAGCGCCGCCGCAGCAGAAAGGUCCAGCAGAUGGCACGAUCGAAAUCCCGCGAUUUUUAUGCCGACAUCGUUAUCGUCUUCAAGUACAAGUACAACACAACCAAGGACCCAUCCGCAAAACUGGAGCUCGAGCAGCAGACCCUAAAGGCGUACGAUGAUGUCCUCAAGAAACUGAAGAGCGUCGGACUUCUAUACGAGACAAGGCCAAGCGGGAGAGAAACGGUCCUGGUUUUUGUUCUCUGUCCAUGGACAGUGCUCAAGCGGGAAGUCGUACGCAACAGCAUCCACGACUGGUUGAAGGGUGUCAAGGUUGCCGAUACGAUCGAGGCCGAGCAAUUGCUCAAGCCGGCCAAGCAGCGCGACCACUCGCUUGAUGAUCUAUCAGAUGCAGACAGGAUCCGGUUGAUCCACGACCUGAUCACCGAGAUGCCCAGCGAAGGUGGCGCAGGCAUCUUCCCCAACGAGGAUGGGUUCGUUGAGAGUCUGCUCCCGCUUCACGACUGGGAGUUCAACAAGACAUGGCUCAGAUCAUGGUCGACAAAAUGGGUUGUCAACCAAAAGGACCUUUCACGGGUCAGGAACCACUUUGGAGAGAAGGUUGCAUACUAUUUCGAGUUCCUGGAGUUUUACUUCCUCUGGCUCAUCAUCCCGACGGCCCUCGGUAUCCUCGACUACUUUUUCGGAUCGUCAUACUCGGUCUUCUACAGCCUCAGUGUGAUCCUGUGGGCCAUCAUCUUUAUCGAGUCAUGGAAGCGACGGGAAAGAGAGUUGGCUCUGGGAUGGGGCGUCGAAAACGUCCGGAAAUCAGAGGCGAGACGACAGGAUUUUCAGGGGGACAGCAUGGUCAUCGAUCCUAUCACGGACGAGCGGAUCCCAUUCUUUUCGCCGUGGAAGCGAUGGGCAAGGAAGAUCGCAGGGCUGCCGGUCAUCCUUGCAGGGGCGUUCGCCUUGUCGGUCCUUGUCACUCUCAUGUUUGGGGUGGAGGUCUUUUUAGAGGUCUACUAUGGUGGACACAUGAAGGAGGUCCUGGUUUACUUGCCCACUGUGCUCUUCACUUUAGCUAUGCCUUAUGUCGAAGAGACCUGCAACAAGAUCGCAAAGAUAUUGACGGAUUUCGAGAACCACGAGACGAACGGAUCGUACGAUUAUCACCUCGUUCAGAAGGUCUUCAUAUUCAAGGUCCUUAAUAGCUAUCUCUCCAUCCUGUUGACUGCUUAUGUCUAUAUCCCAUUCGGUCCUCAGCUCAUCGCGGUCCUUCAGACGUACGGCCUUCCUUUUGCAACGGUCGCUAUCGAACCCAGAAUGCUCCAGGAUCGACUCCAGGCGUUCAUGAUCUCGAACCAACUGAUCAGCUUCUUUUCAGAGACCAUCUAUCCCUGGCUCUCGCGCAAGCUGAUGACAGGGGCGGUCAAGAUCCAGAAGGAAGUAUCCGAAGUACUAAAACACGAGGAACAUUCCGAGGAGGAAGAGGGCGAAUUUGGAGCACAGGAUCCUGAGGAAGUCAAGACGUUCUUGAAGAACGUGCAGAGUCAGACAGAAUUGCCCGUGUAUGACGUGAACGAGGAUUACUGUGAGAUGGUAGAGCAGUUUGGAUUCAUCACCAUGUUCAGUGUUAUCUGGCCCUUGACCGGUCUCUGCGCGUUCAUCAAUAACUGGAUCGAAUUGCGGUCCGAUGCCGCCAAGAUCUGCUUCCACACACGACGACCUCUCCCUGCCCGAACAGACACUAUCGGGCCAUGGAUGGAUAACCUGGAACACUUGACCUGGUUCUCAUCCUUGACCAACGCCUCGAUCCUCUACCUCUUCAAAGGCGCGAUGGCUUACCACCACCAGCAAAGCGACGAUACACCAGCCUCAUCUUCGGAUUCCAUGCACUCGGAUGUUGGCUCUCGGUUGUCGCUGAGCAUGCUACUCAUCUGUCUCUUCGCAUCCGAGCAUGUGUACCUGGGCCUCCGCUGGAUCGUCAAGACCGUUUUGGAGGGGAUCCCAACCCCGGCCGAGGUCUCUGUUCGCAGGAAAGAUUAUGGUGUCAAGCGGAGCUGGCUCACGCGACUGAAUGAUGCUAUUGGAACCACGUUGGAAGCGGUCGUUGGUGUGAACCCGGAUGCCUUUGCCACCAGUAAGAACAAAAACAUCACAUCUUCAAGUGUUGCUGCAGCUACCGUCCUUGGCAACGACGACGACGAAAACGAAAGGGAGGAUACACAGGGGAGGGUGAAUGGUUGCGCUGGCGAGAAUCUUUGUGGAUUUGCGAGUGUUAACGGUUCAUUAGAGAACGAUCUGGGAGCACAGGCAAUUAGGUCGAUGUUCAAGUCAGGCUAAAGAAGCCUUUAAACGAUAACGAAAGAAAGUAAAAAAAAAAAAAGUCUUGGUUUAUUUGCUUGCAACAUAUUAUAUCGUACUAUGGACGUCGAGGGAGGCUGCACUUUUUUGACACCGCUCAACACAAUGUGUCAUGUGCAUCGCUGGCCCUUAUCCGCCGUUGUUGCUUAUCCUGAGCGGG
Messenger RNA from Gamsiella multidivaricata, 2873 nucleotides. Its product is annotated as calcium-activated chloride channel-domain-containing protein. Gene Ontology annotation, biological process: chloride transmembrane transport. Gene Ontology annotation, cellular component: cortical endoplasmic reticulum. The coding region runs from base 134 to 2692 and encodes 852 amino acids. Gene Ontology annotation, molecular function: chloride channel activity. NCBI's taxonomy places the organism in Eukaryota, Fungi, Mortierellomycota, Mortierellomycetes, Mortierellales, Mortierellaceae. The record is from RefSeq and is a predicted model, not a curated record. The transcript is spliced from 5 exons.